AAAAGAAUCAUGAGUGGAAGUGGUGCUUGCUCUUAUAAUAACCCUUCAUAUACUACAACAACCAUGUUUUCUUUGAACCAAAACAAAAAUAAUCAAUCUCAACUUCAAGUCAAAAUCGAAAAUUCGAAAUCAUGUUACACUUCUAGUACUUGUACUAGUAGUAAUUUUCAGAUGCCAUUGCACUAUCCAAGGUACAAAAAAUCCGAUUACGAGACGAUGCCGAUGUGGAAACUCGAUUGCCUUCUCAGACAAUAUGGACUACCGGUGAUCGGAGAUGUUAAUCACAAGAGGAAGUUUGCUAUGGGAGCUUUCCUUUGGCCUAGCCAAACUUAA
Messenger RNA from Solanum verrucosum, 333 nucleotides. RefSeq lists its product as uncharacterized. The transcript has a single exon. NCBI's taxonomy places the organism in Eukaryota, Viridiplantae, Streptophyta, Magnoliopsida, Solanales, Solanaceae. Bases 10 to 333 code for a protein of 107 amino acids. The record is from RefSeq and is a predicted model, not a curated record.